AGCAUCUAAUUUAGUCUUUGUAACAUGCUAGCAAAAUUUGCAAACUUUACCCCCUUAAAUAAGCAAAGUAGAUACCCUUCAGGCAUCCACUCUCUUGUAGAUGCAUAUAUGGUAGCCAUCUGUAAAACAAAGCACAAUGGCGGUAUGAAACAUAAUUAUUCCUCACACACAUACAAACAGGAUGAUCGAUUUGGAGUCGGGGCAAUGCGAAUGGGUCAAUUUGGAGUUGGGGCAAGGCGAAGGGGUCGAUUUGGGCAAACUGAGGGAACCUUAUGUGGCAGCCUUGAAUGGAGACUGGGACGCCUUGAAGAGUUUCUUCACCAAAAAAGAAAAUCGCCAGCUCUUGUUUGCCAGUAUGACUAUCGAUUCGGACACUGCACUUCAUAUUGCAGCAUACAGCGGAAAUAAAAAUGUGCUUCAACAUUUGGUUGGUCUCCUACCGCCCGAAAGGGUACACGAGGCCUUGUCCAGGAAAAACGAUCACGGUAACAAUACUUUUCACGAGGUGGCCACCACCGACAAUGUUGAAGCAGCAAAACUCUUGGUUGAUGAACUCAAUGACGCUGAAGUGCACCAGAUACUCAAAGCUGAAAACCAGCUAGGUGAAACCCCGGUAUAUAGGGCCGCUGCCCAUGGUCAUACAAAAAUGGCCAAAUUUCUGCUUGAAAAUUGUGACCGCAUAGAUCUGCACAUUCAAAGAAGUAGUGACAGCGUGUCCAUUCUCCAUGUUGCUGUCAUAGGCCAACACUUUGACACCGCAAUAUGGUUAUUAGGAAAGGACAAGACACUUGCAACAAGAGAGGCAACAAUAAGAGAGGGAGAAAGUGGCCAGACGUGUCUUCAACUGCUAGCAAAAAUGCCAACUGCUUUCCGUAGUACAUCCCCCUUGGGCACACUGGAGAGAUUCGUCUACGUUUGCCUUCCUGGCUAUGUCGAUGACGUUGAUGAUGGAGCUCAGACACUAUCAAGUCAAAUGGAAGAUUCAGUGAGCGGCCAGAGUAUCCAAUCAAAAAAUCUUUCUUCAAGAGAUUCUCAGAUUCACAGUUCAUGUUCUCAACUUCAUCUUAGGUUCUCCUUCCGUGACUUCACUGUUGAACUCAGUGAGUUUGACGUGAGGUAUCGACCAAGUGAAGCAAUAAAGGCCCAGGCGCUUGUGGACUUCAUUGUAGAGUUUACUCCGGCACAUGACCAGCAGAAUGAAAACAAAAGGGCAAGAGAAUGGAUCAUCCAUGUGGAUGGUUCAUCUAUCCAACAUGUAGGAGGAGUUGAAGUAAUCUUACAGUCACCCAAGGGAGAUCUUCUAGAAUAUGCAUUCCGUCUACAGUUCCAGACAACCAACAAUGAAGCUGAGUAUAAAGCCCUCAUCAUAGGCUUGGAUUUGGCUAAGGUAUUAGAAGCCGAACCAGUAGUCGUCCAAGGAGAUUCACAGUUUAUCAUAGGACUAGUGAAUGGAACGUGCAAAGCCAAGGAGGAGUGA
Messenger RNA from Quercus lobata, 1477 nucleotides. RefSeq lists its product as uncharacterized. Gene Ontology annotation, molecular function: RNA-DNA hybrid ribonuclease activity; nucleic acid binding; protein binding. Bases 182 to 1477 code for a protein of 431 amino acids. NCBI's taxonomy places the organism in Eukaryota, Viridiplantae, Streptophyta, Magnoliopsida, Fagales, Fagaceae. The transcript has 5 exons. The record is from RefSeq and is a predicted model, not a curated record.